Messenger RNA from Aureococcus anophagefferens, 3519 nucleotides. RefSeq lists its product as hypothetical. The transcript has 5 exons. Lineage: Eukaryota; Pelagophyceae; Pelagomonadales; Pelagomonadaceae. The annotation marks the transcript as partial. The record is from RefSeq and is a predicted model, not a curated record.
AUGAGCUCCAAGAAGGGCGAGGACGCGUCCAAGGCCAUGAAGCGGCGCGCGACGUCCGGCGGCGACGACCUCGUGCCUCGGAACUCCAAGGGCGGCGUGCUCGUCACGGAGGAGGAGCUCAAGGCCGCCUUCGACUUCUUCGACGUCGACUCGUCGGGGAAGAUCACCCUCGGCAACCUCCGGAAACGGCUCGGCGUCUUCUACAAGAACAUGCCCGCGAAGGAGUACCGCUUCCUCAUGAACAACAAGAGCGAGAUGACCCUCGAGGACCUCAAGGAGCUGUUGUUGGAGAACGAGGUGAAGAACUUCGACCCCGUGGCCGAGGCCUUCAAGGUCUACGACCCGGACGGCACGGGCUUCGUCGACAGCAACGUGCUCCGGUCCAUCUUCGAGAACCUCGGCUUCGGCGAGAUCACGGACGACGACCUGACCAUCCUCACGGAGACGGGCGACGUCGACGGCGACGGCAAGAUCUCCCUCAUGGACUUCCGGAAGAUGCUCGACUUCAACAAGCAGAACCCCGAGCCCGAGCCCGAGCCCGAGCCGGAGACGCGUACUAUACACCGCGAUUGCCCGAACGGCCUCGCCGAAGCGGGUGUCGAAGUGGCAACACCACUCGACAUGGCCGACAACGACGAGGCCAAGGGCGGCGAGGACGCCGUGGCGGCGGACGCGGCCCCCGAGCCCGGCGCGGCGGAGGCCGGCGCCGCCUUCGCCGACGGCAUCCUCGCCCGCGCCGAGGAGAACUCGCGGGGCGGCGCGGGCGCCGAGCGCGAGGCCGAGUCGAAGUGGCGCGCGCUCGGCGCCGGCGCGAAGCUCGGCGACGGCAGCGCGGACGACGCGGCGGCGCCGGCGGCGCCGGCGGCCGACGACGUCGGCGAGCCGCUGGACGUCCGCGUGACGUUCUUCGCCGACGGCUUCACCGUCGAGGAGGAUCCGAACGGCGCCGCGGCGGCGCCGCCGGCGGAGCCGGCGCCGCGCCGCGCGGGCAUCGCCACGCUCCGCGACGGCGCGCCCGCCGCGCGGCGGCCGCGCUUCGAGCCGCCGCCCCUGCGGGCCUUCGACGCGCCCGACUCCGCGGAGUUCCUCGCGCACCUCGACCGCGACGAGGUGCCGCCGAGCCUGCGCCGCGUCGACCUGCGGGGCCGCGCGCGGCGCGUGCGCUUCGGCGUCGCCGACGCGCGGCCCCUCAAGUGCCCCUGGGGGCCCAACGGGCCCCUCGCGCGCCGCGGCGGCCACGACCACGACCACGACCACGACCACGACGACGACGACGACGCGCCGGCGCCCCCCCCGGCGGCGCCGGCGGCCUUCGCGGGCGCGGGCCAGACCCUCGGCGGGAGCGCCGCACCGCCCGCGGCGGCCGACGACGGCGGCGACCUGCCGGCGUCGCCCGUCGUCGACGCGGCGAAGCCGUCCGCCAAGUUGCAGCUCCGCCUCGCGAACGGGAAGCGCGUCGCCGUGACGCUCAACCUCGACCACACCGUGCGCCACCUCCGCCGCGUCGUCGCGGACCACGGCGCGGGCGACGCGCCCUACGCCCUCCUCGCGGGCUUCCCGCCCAAGCCCCUCGACGACAACGACGCGACCGUCGAGGCCGCGGGCCUCAGCGGCGUCGCCGCGCCGGCGGGCGGCUUCGACCCGAACGCGCAGCAGGCGGCGUACGGCCAGCAGUACGGCGGCUACGGCGCGCAGCCGCAGUACGGCGGCGGCUACGGCGCACAGCCGCAGUACGGCGGCUACCCCCAGCAGGGGGGCUACCAGCAGCCCUACGGCGGCGGCUACCCCCCGCAGGGGGGCUACGGGGGCCAGUACGGCGGCGGCGGCGGCUACGGCGCGCCGCCCGGCCAGUACGGCGGCGGCGGCUACGGCGGCCCGCCCGGCGGCGGCUUCGGCGGCGACGGCAUGGGCAUGCGGCCCCGCCAGGCCUACGGCCAGACCUACGGCAUGAUCGACCCGUCCACGGGCCACGACUACCGGCGCCUCGAGGACGGCGGCGCGCCCGUCGACGUCGCGCGCGUCGACGCGAUCCUCAAGCGGCGGCUCCAGUGCAAGAUGUCGCGGAACUUCCAGGAGGCGGACCAGCUCCGCGACGAGCUCUCCUCCAUGGGCGUCAUGGUCCACGACCGCGAGAAGACCUGGGAGUGCAAGCAGCCCCUCGGCGGCGGCGGCGGCGGCGCCUACGGCGGGGGGAUGCCCGCGGGCUUCGCGCAGCCUCCGCCGAUGCCCGCGGGCGGCUACGGCCAGGGGCCCUACGGCGGCGCGCCCCAGUCGCUGAGCCAGAUGGCCGCCGAGGCCCAGCAGCGCCUCGCGUCCGCGUCCGCCGCGCUCGACGUGACGGGGUCCGCGGAGCUCGCGAGCUCCUGGCUCCUGGAGAACGACUGGCGCGAGCUCCAGGCCGGCGCCCAGCAGGCCGCCGCCGCCGCGGCCGGCGGCCACGGCGCCGGCGCCGACGACGACGACGACGACGACGACGACGGCGACGGCGACGGCGACGGCGACGACGGCGCCGCGCGCGCCGAGGAGCCGCCCGCGAAGCGCCAGCGCAAGGUCGUCACGCAGGCCUCCGGGUCCGCCGCCGCCGAGGGCGCGACGUCCUUCUGGUGCGCCUUCGACGAGACCUGCGUCCACAAGGGCCACCUCCAGCUCAUGAACCUGCGUCCGAAGUCGCUCGGCCACAGCCGUAUCGCUUUGUGGACCGAGACGGCCGCGAGCUCCGACCGCGGCGCCGCCGAGCGGUCCCUGGGCGACGUCUGGACCCACUGCGUGCCCGAGGCCGACCCGGGCUACUGGCUCGUGCCCCUCCAGAUGGGCGACCUCGACGACGUCUGGUGGAAGAUCCUCGAGCCCCACCUCAUCCAGAAGAAGUUCGGCUCGGCCGUCGUGCUCCAGACGCUCGCGCCCAAGUCCGGCGCGCUCCGCGGCGCGGGCGCCGCGCGCGCGGCGUCGGCCGUCGCGGCCGCGCCGGCCUUCGACGAGCUCGAGGCGCGGGCCGCCGAGGCCGCGCGGGCCCGGGCCCACGCGGGGCCGCGCUACGGCGGCGCCCGCGCGGCCGCGCCCGACGCGGCGAGCGCCGUCGUCGCGUGCGUCGUCGUCCUCUCUUCGGGCGCCGCGGAGGAGCUCGCGCGCGUGGGCGAGUUCCUCGGCGCGCUCUUCCCGACCAAGUGCCCCCUCCACUUCCGCCGCCUCAAGUCCACGGCGACGGAGGCCGGGCCCGCGGGGUCGAAGCACGCGGCCUUCGCGCACGACCCCCGCGCGGACCCCGCGGUGCUCCAGCCGGAGUGGCACGAGAAGCACGCGGACUUCCGCGUCAAGAAGACCGUCGACGCGCCGCCGGCGAAGCCGCCCGGCGGCCUCUUCGCCGCCCACGCGCAGAAGCGCGUCAAGUUCGACGUCGAGCGGCGCACGGACGACCGCGCGUCCGAGUGGAGCCCCCUCGACGCCAAGUGAGCGCGCGAUUGCAAACGAGGGCCGCCCGGGGCGCCCGCCCGGGCCGCGGCGCUAACCUCCUCCGAAGCU